AUGUCUGCUACUCCUGGGCGUCCCAGCGACGACAAGGGGCCGAGGAUUCUCUCCAUUCUGUGGGCCUUGACGGGGUUUACGACUGUGGUUGUGGCUACGCGAAUCUACAUUCGAUGUGCCUUGCUACGGAAAGUAGGAAUUGACGACUACUUGGUUGUUCUCUCGUUGAUUCUCGGCCUAGUAUACUGCGGCAUCACCACAGCAAACGUGCAUACCGGCUACGGCAAGCAUGCGUACGUCCUCGAAGAAGACGACGUGGAACGAGCAAUGCUUCUGAACUCGCUGAGCUUCCUAUUCGGCAUCCUAUCCUUCGCGAUCCCCAAGCUGGCAGUGGCUUCACUGCUGAAUCGCGUCCUGAAUCCCGGUCUCGCGCACCGCAUAUGGAUAUGGUUUAUAACGGGUUUCGCAUUCGUCGUGUGCUGCAUAUGCAUUAUUAUGCUGUUUACCAUGUGCGAUCCGCCGGAGGCGCUGUGGCAGACGCAUCUCGUGCUGGAGGGCCAGGCGAAAUGCAAGAACGUCUGGAUUCUGAUCGAUUAUGCAGUCUUUACCGGCGCACUGUCAGCCUUUGUUGACAUGUAUCUGGCCCUCUAUCCAUCGACGGUGCUGAUGAAACUGCACAUGUCCUUGCGCAAACGACUGGCCCUCUGUGCGGCAUUGGGCCUUGGUUCUAUUGCUUCUGCAAUGGCAAUCGUCAAGUGUUUGCAGCUGCACACGCUCAAGGACCAGACGGAUUAUACAUAUGCAACGGCCGAUCUCAACAUCUGGACAAACGUUGAAUCCAACGUCGUCAUUAUCGCGUCGAGCAUCCCAACCCUCCAGCCAGUCCUCGAUUUGCUCCUCGGAAGACGCACCGCGAGUUCUUACGGUAACAGCCGCAAUCGCUACAAGGACAGCAGCGGCCGCGCAUAUGACUCGACGACAUUCAACAAGUCGAAGCAGAGCAAGUCAACGCGCAAACCCGGCAUCAUCAUCACCGAUAUCGAGAGUCAGGAGAGUAUCCUCCGGGACCAUGGGGACCUGCGCAGUGACAAUGACCUGUUGGGGGGUAUUCGUCGGACGGACAAUGUCACGGUGCAAUACGAGUUGCGGUCUACAAAUGAGACAAGGCAUGAGACGCCGCGUGAACGGACAUCAUGGUAG
Molecule: messenger RNA, 1140 nt
Organism: Monascus purpureus
Lineage: Eukaryota; Fungi; Ascomycota; Eurotiomycetes; Eurotiales; Aspergillaceae
Source: the annotation of a GenBank genome assembly